Cyprinus carpio (common carp) is the source of this 5933-nucleotide messenger RNA. Its product is annotated as inositol-trisphosphate 3-kinase A-like. Gene Ontology annotation, molecular function: inositol-1,4,5-trisphosphate 3-kinase activity; inositol tetrakisphosphate kinase activity. Gene Ontology annotation, cellular component: cytoplasm; nucleus. The record is from RefSeq and is a predicted model, not a curated record. Gene Ontology annotation, biological process: inositol phosphate biosynthetic process. Lineage: Eukaryota; Metazoa; Chordata; Actinopteri; Cypriniformes; Cyprinidae.
UCAGGGAGGCUCUGCCUGUUCCGUUGAAUUCAGACUCACUGUCUUUUUAACUUCCUUCCUGCCUUUUGUACAUUAAACAAACAUACGGCUCUGACGCGAGGUGUCGAACAGCUCGUGUGAUACACAGUAACACAGCUACAUUGAUUUAAAUGGGCGAAAGAACUCUUGGAAUGUUACAGAAGCGGAGCAGCUAAAGUUAUUAUUCUGCUACGCGUUCCGAAUCCACGAAUCCGCGCUUCAGCGACAAUUUAAACAACAGCGUCUGCAACAAGGAGAGACUUGUAGCACUCUGCUAAAGCAUGGACCAGUUGUGGAUAUAAUAUGUGAAUGAGGAAAGGAGUCUGGGAUUGUAUUUUAUUCUACGUGUCAGCUUUACUUGGUUCCUCCUAACAAUGGUUGGCUCCAAAGGCCAGUGGACUUUGGAUGAGUAGACCUAAAUGGGAGCAAAAACGGACAGAGUCAGCCUGCCACUAUGGCAGCUUAUGCUCUGAACAGCCUGAUAAUGAUGAACCCCAACAACCUGACCAAUAAAAGCAGCCCUAGGACAGGAAGGCCUGUGCUCCCAGUGCCCAGUCGUUCUACAUUUAGCCCCGUGCUGGGGGGCAGCGGAGGUCUCUAUAGCCCCGGCAGCCUGAGCCCUGGGUCACCAGGAAAAUCAUUUGUCUUCCCAACAGGUACCGGUUCCAGCUGCCAAAGGGCACGUUCACCAUGUCGACGGCCGGAAUCGCUGGGCGUGCAUGUGGGAAGUCGUGUGCGAAGACUGAGCGGGUCUGGCCUGGAGGAAGAACAGGAGAACGAAGAACGGCGUGCUGCUCAGCAACUCGAGCGCCACAAGGAACUGCAGAACGUGGAGGUGAACAAGAAGGUGGACCUGUUUGAAGCCCAAAUAUCGGCUCAGGCUCACAACCGAGAGGCUCAACGAAGCCCACGGAUUUCCAGGAAAACUCCACUGAAUUUAGUCCCUGUCCAACUUACCAAUCUCUCCUUAAACCCAGAGGAAACCCUUGUGACACUGAACAAGGAUCACUCAACAGGGAUCCCCAAAGAACUGCAAAAUGGAAAGCGCUUCUCUGGCAUGGAGGAGGGGCUGCAGGUCAGCAGUGAAGAGAAGAACGGGGCUGACCCAAAUACAGAAGAGGGCGGCCCACUUGAGAGCACAUCAGCAGGAACUAAGAGCGGAGCUGACAGAUCUACCGACAAUCACUCCAGGACUUCACUAGAGUCCAACAAGUGCUCAGCAUCUUGGACUGAGACAUGUUUGACAAAGGAGGGAGCUGAGCCAAAAGAAACCCAGGCAGAGCCCGACUGGGUCAGUCCAGAGGUGGGCUCCAUCCCCGCUGUCAUUAUUACGGACCACGGCAUGGAUGUUAGUGGGGAGGGCAAGGAGCCCCAGGUUAGUCCUCAACCUUACAGAGCCCUGAGAAAGCUCUCCUCUUCUUCUGCCUCGUCAACGGGAUUUUCCUCUUCCUGGGAGGAAUCAGAAGACGACAUUUCCAGCGACACAGAGCGGUCCCCAGCGUUCCUACAGACACAACAGAAAGCGCAUAAAUCAUGGAAGAAGAUCAAGAACAUGGUGCAUUGGUCACCAUUUGUGAUGUCCUUCAAGAAGAAGUACCCCUGGAUCCAGUUGGCUGGCCAUGCAGGCAAUUUCAAGGCAGGGGCCAAUGGUCGCAUCCUAAAGAAACACUGUGAGUGUGAGCAGCAAUGUCUCGAUAGGUUGAUGAGAGACGUGCUAAAGCCCUACGUUCCUGCUUACCACGGAGAUGUAGAGAAGGAUGGAGAGAGGUACAAUCAGAUGGAGGACUUGCUGGCAGAUUUUGACCUACCCUGUGUCAUGGACUGCAAGAUGGGCAUCAGGACGUAUCUGGAAGAGGAGCUGACGAAAGCCAGGAAGAAGCCUAGCUUGAGAGCCGACAUGUACCAAAAGAUGAUCGAGGUGGACCCCAAUGCACCCACGGCACAGGAGCACGAACAGAAAGCAGUCACUAAGCCGCGCUACAUGCAGUGGAGGGAAACCAUCAGCUCCACCGCCACGCUGGGCUUCCGGAUCGAGGGAAUCAAGAAAGAGGAUGGAACAGUAAACCGGGAUUUUAAAAAGACUAAGACCCGAGAACAAGUGACCGAGGCCUUCCAAGACUUUGUCAAAGGAAACAAAAACAUCCUGCAUUCCUAUCUGAACCGACUAAAAGAGAUCAAGGACACUUUGGAAAUUUCACCGUUUUUCAAAACGCAUGAGGUGAUUGGCAGUUCUCUACUCUUCGUCCAUGACAAACGGGAGCAGGCAAAAGUGUGGAUGAUAGACUUUGGGAAGACUACUCCAUUGCCGGAGGGGCAGGAGCUAUGCCACAGGGCCACCUGGAUGGAGGGUAACAGAGAAGACGGCUACCUCUACGGCCUAGACCACCUCAUAGACAUUAUUUCCAAUAUGCUAACUCCUAAACCUCCACUAGAGUAAGAGGAUUCCAUCUUCUCUCCCAUCUGCACUACAGUUCAAGACCUCGCUGGGUUCCCCUAAAGCUACCCUAACUGAUCGCCCCGUCUCACCAAAACAGAAAACUAUAAAACUUAAAUCAAAAAUGCCAUUUAAAAAAGAGUGUGUAUGUUUGUAAACUUGUAGAUGCUGUACAUAUAGUGUAAAUGCCAGUGUUUUAGUUCAGAACAUGUGUGAAUAGGAUUUUUGCAGCUAGCGCUUUAACAGGCAGGUGAAUCUUAAAGCCACACUCCCUUAAUGUGCGUUCUUUUCAACAUGCUAGUGUUACGGAAAAGUGUAAAGCACUUACAGCUAUGUUUUACUCUGUGAUUGUUUUUAGAUGCUGCUUUUUUAUUUUACACCUAGACACCAUUUUUAUUUGAAACACAAAUCGAAAUUUUAAAACCUAUAACAAUCCGAUCGACCACUAGAUGUUUGAGAGAUUUAUAUUUGCAGGAUUCUAACAAUAUUGGUUGUUUUAUAGUUUUUUUUUUACCCUGUUAACAUAAUGUAAGUAGUGUUCAAAUACAUCAUUUAUACUGAGUGCCUUUUGUAGAACAAAUUCUCCCAUUUGGUGGAUGGUCUUAUGUCGUGCUUUAUAUUUAAAUUCUUCAUAUUGACAUUCCUUAAAUUCAAUCGCCAUUUUUGUGCCUAAGUAGUGCUGGGUAUCAACACAGAUUUUCCAGUUGAUUUUACAGUAAUUCACAAAUUCUCAAUUCAAUUCAGACUUUGAUUUUAUGUAAUACGAUUCCGAUUCAUUUGAGUAUACAGCGUUUUGGUUAUACUGUCUAUUCUCUCUCUGCUAAUGCUGUAAAGCAUAAUAUUUUUGACUAAUUUAAACUAAUAAUUCAUCUUUUGAGCUAUUCUACACUAGGUGUGCCACGUGAUUUACUAGAAAGAAACGACUCAUUUUUGGGAAUCAAGCUUGAAGUUUGCAAUUGGUUUUUGAGUUCUACUCAAACAAGAUUCUGUUUCGCUCCUGCUAAAAAUAUGAUCUGGUUCUAGCACUCACGCUAUGUGUUUUUGCUAAGUCAACUAAUAAGAUUAAGAUUCAUGAAUAAGAAAGAUGAUUCCUGCCAUCAUUUCGUAGGACAUGGCCAUUUUUAUUGCAUCAUAUUAAAGAUUCACUUUCUGAACUGACACAUUGACAACUAUGAUAUUAAAAAUACGAUUAGUUUUUCCGUGACACUAAAGAUUCAGCAGCAGGGUGUAAAAUAGAAGUAAAGGCCCGUACACACCAAGAAUUCUAACUAUAAUAUUCAGUUUAUCGUUCUGUUUAUUGUAAGCAUGCGCUGCAGUUUUGUUGUCUGCUGCUUUAAAUGCUCAAGGAUGGAUUCUGAUUGGCUCUCAAUUUUUUUUUUUAUCAUUCAUCAGCUGGGAAAGUAGUUUUGAAUGUCAUUCUAAGGACAUUGUUAUCCUUGAUGUGACUUUAGUCAUAGAACACAGUGCCAUCUGUAGGACGGGAAAUGCGGUGCAAUAUUAAGAAUUGAAAUUGGCAUCAUUCAAAUGAAGAUCAUGAUUAAUUGGAAAAUCUAUAUUUUUACUCAGCCCUAUGCCCAACCAGCCUAAGAUAAUAACUGAGUGCCAAGGUUUUUCUCAGGAAGUGGCUCCCGUUCAAGAAUACUUUAAAUCUGUCAUUACCGGCUUGUGUUAUGUUUUCAAGUUCCCACAGUCUCGACUAAUUUUUGUCUUCGGAAAAUCUGUAAGAGCUGCAAACACCAACCUUGGAAUCGCUAUAGUGACUUAAAAUAACUUUUCUACAAGGUAAAAUAAUAUUUUUUAAAAACACACUGUCACCUUAACUUGCAUCUGUUGACCAAAAAUUUCAACCAUUCCACGCAAGUUCAAACAAUGUGAAUAGUCACGAGAGCCUUAAGUAAUGUUGUUCUUCCUUUGAAAAGUGCCUGAAGGCGCCGCUCGAUGCAGUGCCUCCGAAUGCUGACUCGCCAUUCUUCAGAGCGCAUCGUUUGAGAGAGGUGAUUGUUGUUUGCAUGACUAUUUGCCAUGCAAAUGAACCAUCCCUGCAUACCCCCAAACAAUGAGAUAAUGCUCCAAGCAAAAUAUCGCUGGAGAUAAAAACUAAUUUGUUGGUCAGUAUGGAAACCAUGUGCUGACACCAGCAUAAACGCAAUCAGUGAUUAGUGGUUGUUGAUUUAGCCCGGGGCGAGGAACACCUAGGGCAGACCUACACGUCGGGACGUCAACACGACGCACUCCAGUCACACAGUAAAGGCAGAGGGGUUAUCAAGAGGCCUCCAACCAAAUGUCACCACGUGUUUUUACCCAUCUUUUAUUUAUGAUGAGAUUUUGCUGUCGCUAAAUGACCUUUUACGAAUGCAAAAGGAACAGAGAGGACAAAAGGUUAACGGGUGGUGUGGAAAGAUUUCUCAAAUCCCUCUCCCACAGCCACAGUUCCCUAAACAUGCUUAAAAUGGGUAGGAAAAAUGAAAAAGGUCAAUUCGUAGCUGCUGUAAGCGAUUUUUAAUAGACCUAGGACACACAAACUUUCCCUUGCUACCUGACUAUGGGAGAAAUAAUACUUCUCUUCUGGUUCUGUAAUCAGGCACAAAACUGCUGCUGGUUAGCCAAAAGAGAGAAAAAAAAUUCUUUAUGGCCUAUAUGAAAAAAUUACAGCCCUAAAAAUGUGACACAUAAAAAACAUACAUAAUACAAUGAAACACUUGCUAGGAAAAAUAACACUUCUCUCUUCUGGCAAAAAAAUGCUGUUUGUUAGCCAAGAGAGAGGAGACUAUCUCUUUUAUUUUUAACACAUGGCUACUUUCAAGAAGCAUACUUCUUGCCAUAAUAAUGGUGUAGUAACAACAUCUACCACAAGAUGUGUCACUAGCCUGAUAAUGAAAGAAAAAAGAGACUUAUAGAAUAUUUUUGCUUUUAGAGGUAAAUACAAUUGCUUACAGCAGCUUUAAUGAAAGAAAAAGGAGGCUUAUAUAAUAUUUUUGCUUUUAGAGGUAAAUACAAUUGCUUACAGCAGCUUUAAUCAGAUCUAAGAGGUUUCGGGUUUAUUUAUUCUCCCAAUAUUACAUUUUUCCAAAGUAAAUCUUAAAGCCAGAUGUACUUUCUUCCUACACAAGUUUAAAAAUGGAAGUAGGGCUUCCCCUGCUGUUUAUGGUGCUGUAUUACAGAGAACAAACAAAACUGACCAAGUCCUUGCCCUCGAUGUUUUACAUUUCAUGCCAUAUUUGUGAGAGGUGAAAACUGUGGGAAUUUGUAGUGGUGUCAUACGCAUAUUAUAUUUAUAUUUUGUUACAUUUUGCACAAGAACACUAAAUGUAGCUACUUUGUUUUUCUUCUCUUGCUUGUUCUCUUGGCUUUACCUCCUAUAUCUUGGUGAUAUAGCGGUUCACUGUGAUGUAAGCUAAGCUCAUUGCUGUGUAAAAAAAUGUGCAAAUGUCUUCAGAGUGUGCUCUGUCUCUUUAAGAAAAUAAAUCUCUGAAACCAGUGA